This is a messenger RNA of Microthlaspi erraticum, 978 nucleotides long. The record is from the annotation of a GenBank genome assembly. NCBI's taxonomy places the organism in Eukaryota, Viridiplantae, Streptophyta, Magnoliopsida, Brassicales, Brassicaceae.
AUGAAAGCGAUCGUGAUCUCGGAGCCAGGAGCGCCGGAGGUUCUGCAACUCCGGGAAGUGGAAGACCCACAAGUGAAGGACGAUGAGGUUCUCAUCAAAGUUCACGCCACUGCUCUGAAUCGCGCCGAUACAUUCCAGAGACUUGGGUUUCACCAUCCACCACCUGGCUCAAGCCCUUACCUUGGUCUCGAGUGUUCCGGAACCAUUGAAUCCGUCGGCAAGGGCGUCUCUCGUUGGAAGAUCGGGGAUCAGGCGUGUGCUCUUCUUUCUGGAGGAGGUUACGCAGAGAAAGUCGCUGUACCUGCUGGACAAAUCCUCCCUAUCCCCGCCGGUAUCUCUCUAAAAGAUGCGGCGGCUUUCCCGGAAGUGGCAUGCACUGUUUGGUCAACUGUCUUCAUGAUGGGCCGUCUCUCAGCUGGUGAAUCUCUCUUGAUCCAUGGAGGUUCAAGUGGGAUUGGGACAUUUGCAAUUCAGAUGGCUAAACAUCAAGGAGUGAGAGUAUUUGUCACAGCAGGGAAUGAGGAAAAGCUAGCUGCUUGCAAAGAACUCGGGGCUGAUGUUUGUAUAAACUACAAAACAGAGGACUUUGUCACAAAGGUGAAAGCAGAAACCGAUGGGAAAGGUGUGGAUGUUAUCUUGGACUGCAUCGGUGCUUCAUAUUUGCAGAGAAACCUCGACAGCUUAAACUUCGAUGGAAGGUUAUGUAUCAUCAGCUUAAUGGGAGGAGACAAUGCAGAGAUAAAACUAAGUAGUCUUCUUCCAAAGCGUCUCACUGUCUUAGGAGCUAGGUUAAGACCAAGAACAACGGAAAGCAAAGCGAUUAUUGUAGCGGAGGUCGAGAAGAAUGUUUGGCCAGCGAUAGAAGCAGGGAAGGUAAAACCGGUGAUUUACAAGUAUUUACCAUUGUCACAAGCAGCGGAAGCUCAUAGCCUUAUAGAGAGCAGUAGCCAUAUUGGUAAGAUUCUGCUUGUGACUUGA